Molecule: messenger RNA, 522 nt
Organism: Belonocnema kinseyi
Lineage: Eukaryota; Metazoa; Arthropoda; Insecta; Hymenoptera; Cynipidae
Exons: 1
Coding region: 1-522 (173 amino acids)
Source: RefSeq, a predicted model, not a curated record
AUGGAUACUGGAGAAUGGCCUCGCAUAUCUGGAUUGCGUUUGGCGGAUCCAGACUUCGGUAGAUAUAGGAUAAUCGUGGUGAUCAUAGGAGCAGAUGCCUAUUUAUAUUUACUCCUCCCUAAUAUUCGUAAAUUAACUCUUACCGCUCCUGUUGCACUGGAGACCUAUUUUGGUUGGAUCUUAUCGGGAAAAACUAUUAGCAGUUCAUCAACAGAUUUUAGCUAUGAAUCUAACACAGCCGUUGGAAUGCAUAUUUCUUUACAGGGAGACGUGACUUUUGAUCUUCAAAAAUUUUGGAAGAAACAAGAGAUUUCCCCUAAAAUCGUGUUGGCAGCUGAUGAUCAGGAGUGUCAGGAUUUCUUCGUUUCUACUCAUUCUCGCACACCUGAGGAGGGAAGGAAUGUGGUUCAGCAUCGCAAAGAACGUCGCCUCGCACGUGACUUACCUAUUUUUGAGGCUUAUGAUGAGUUCCUCGCGGAGUAUCUCAAACUUGGUCACAUGGUUCCCGAUAACGAGACUUGA